Molecule: messenger RNA, 3568 nt
Organism: Prorocentrum cordatum
Lineage: Eukaryota; Dinophyceae; Prorocentrales; Prorocentraceae
Source: the annotation of a GenBank genome assembly
CUCAUGUCACCUUUGCUGCUAUCUGUCGCCAUUUUGGCUCAAGGCCUUUGGAGUUGAGACUCUGCUUCGCUGUGUGGCGUGCCCAGCAGCCUCCAGGGCAGGAUGGGAAGCUGCGUCGAAGCCUUCAUUCCGCACCGCGAUCGUGUGAACGAUGUGGGCAAUGAGCACGUUGUCGAGAACGACCCCUUGAUCACAGCUAAAGACAGCGAGACGCUAGCUCAUAUAGGAUACCGUUCAGACGUGGAUGGACUGCGAGCCGUCGCUGUGCUGAGCGUCAUCGCCUACCACAUGAACGCAGGAUGGCUGCCAGGAGGCUAUUCUGGAGUCGACAUUUUUUUGUGUGAUUUCUGGAUAUGUUGUGACCGCGUCUCUGCUCAGUCACUCGUGCGGCAGCCGUUCGGAGUUCUUCUGUGGGUUCUACGCCCGCAGGGUCAAAAGGCUGACCCCAGCGCUGCUAAUUUCCAUGGCGUCCUGUGGACUCUACAUCGCUAUCAUGGUACCGCCUAUGACUCCUCACCUGGAAGACAACUUCGCAGCCGCCGCCAGUGCACUUUGCGGCGCUUCCAAUGUGUUCUUUGCGUGGCUCUCCCAGCAGACUGGCGACGGCUACUGGGACGAGAUGACGGGGCAGAGCAGGAACGCCGCCAAUCCAUUCGUGCACACUUGGUCUAUUGGGGUAGAGGAGCACUUCUACCUGUUGUUUCCUCUUCUCGUCUUGCUCGCGCACGGCCGCCGAGUUGUUGCCUCGGCUGGCUGCCGUCCGCCAUGGCCGGCCUCCCUUAUCAUCUUUGGAGCGUUCGCUGCUCUUUCUGGGUGUGCAUCGCGGGUGAUGACCGUGCACGCGCCAGACAUGGCCUUUUAUUUGCUGCCCGCGCGUUUUUGGGAACUGGCGGUCGGUGCCAUCCUUGCCGACGCCCACGCUGCUGGGAGGCUGGACAUGACAGCGGACGGGAGAAGCGCAGCAGUGGUGGGGGCUCAGGACCUGGUGGCCACACUGCUAAUAGCCUCGAGCCUAGUUCUUGACACGGUCAGCGUGGGCUUCCCCUUUCCCGGCGCGCUGCUUCCCGUUGCGGGCGCCGCCUGCGUCAUCGUGGCAGGGCGGUCCGAGUCGAGCGCCCUGAGACGCGUCCUGGGGCAGGAGCUGCCAGUGUACAUCGGCAAGCUGUCCUAUCCUCUCUACCUGUGGCACUGGCCUGUGCUCAAGCUCGCUGAUGGGACUGUGGUGGAAGAUCUGCCCGUCGCCUGGAGGUACUUCCUGCUGCUCUCAGUCAUGCUCGCGCUGGCCUCCGCGACGUACCACGUUGUGGAGGGGCCUUUCCGGUCCUGGCGGCCCCGGGCCCACUGGCACGCGUUCGCCGUGCUGCUGCCCGCCGCUGUCGUCUUGGCGGGUUGCAUGCUCGCACUUCGCGGCCCGCUGUUCGGCAAGCUGAGCGUGUCGGCAGGAAACUCAUUGAUCCCCUCCGCAGCCACGGAGUCGACCUCGAGCAGCCCAGGGGACGACGACCUCGAGCACCCCGCCCCCACGAGCCAUGCCCUGGCCUUGACAGGUUGCGCGUGCGGCAGGGUUCCUGAAUUCACGCAUGCGCCAGCGACUGCUAACGAUGGCAGGCAUGGCCAGCCAUGCUGCUUGGACAUGAGCGGUGGCACUGAGCUGGACAAGAGCUGCUGGGCCGUCUAUUAUCGCUGCAGCGGCGGUGAAUGGUGCGACGGCGAGUGCGAGCUUCAAAAGAAAAAUUGCACGCAGGAAAAGCGCAUGGACGAAGCACUGACCGAGCUCUUCGACAGGCAGAAGCGGCAGUGCUUAUCGCCAGCGACAGGAUCACAGAGGAAGCCCACGCUCUUCUUAUUGGGUGACUCGCACGCGCUCUUCUUCAAGCAUGCUCUAACGCAGGCAGUGGGCGGCAGAUUUGAUGUGCGUUCGUGGGCGAGCGUCCACUUCAUCGAUGGCUUUUGGGAAUCCAAACUUGAUCCCGUCAGAGGAUAUCCAAGUAAAAGGUAUCAUUCCGAGCUUCAGGAGCUGAUCGCAGACCAUCUGGUGCCUGGCGACAUCGUGGCCAUCGGCCUAUACAUAGAUGGGCCUCUCGGCUUACACGUUGACAUUGUUACGUCCUUCCUGAACGAUUGGGUAACAAUUGCCGACAAUAAGAGUGCCAGAGUCCUCAUGCUUGGGGAUCAUCACUCGUACAGGAAAUACUGGCCAGAUGUCCCCACGAAGUGCGGUAAUAAUGGGUUGCCAGCGGAUCUGCGCAGUCAUUGCUUCCCUAACAGGCAGGACGUGAUGAACUCGACGAUCACCUUGAGGCUUCGGGAGUUGCAGAGGACUUCCAGUUUGUUGCUCUUUGAGUACAGGAACCUCUUCUGUCAUGGGGACAUCUGCAUGCCAUUCAUUCCUGGCAGCAACGUCAUGGCGUACGAGGAUGCCAGUCACCUGACGCCAGCUGGCUCCCGGUACGUGGCGCCCUUCCUCUGCGAGUUCUUGAAGAAGCAUGGGCUCCUUCAGAACGGCAGCAGUACACGGUAGACGCGUACCAGACAGGGUGGAAGCAGCUCUAAGAGUGCCGCCACGUGUCUCGCUUGCGUCGCUCCCCGCUCUCCUCUGCCUCGCCCGCCUCCCCCCCCUCUCUCUCACGAGCUGCGCAGCUACCCCUCGCACAUCGUUGGGGACAGAGGCCGCGACGACGGUCCCCCGAGGCGCUGUGCGACUCUCCGUCUUUCUCUGCGCGCCGCCACGCGCGUGGUCAGCAUGUUUCGCCCAGUUGCCGCUGCGCCGUCAGGGCGCGGCUUCAUUCGUUCGUUUGUUCGCGGCGCACGAUGGCGGCGACGUGUUCGUUGGCCAAAAGACGCCAGGGGCGCGCCGGCGUCUCCCGCAAGAGCUCCAUCAGAUCUUUCCCCCGCAGACAGUCGAUCAGUCUCUCGGCCGCCAGAGAGGGGGAGAGGCACGACUGUAGACAGGUUGCGUUCCCUAUUCCCUCCGAGCCGCCCUUUCCAGAUUGGCGGCGAGUGCCGAAUAGUACCUGUUUCCUCUCCUGGCUAGUCUUGCGAUGUCUCAAUCUCUGCCCCCUGUCCAGGGUUCGGGGCAAAUGUUAGCGUUACAGCGGAGCACAAAGCAAUACAUUGAAAGUUAGAAGAACCGUUUUAUCAAUGCACGGUUUGGUAAAAGAGGCUUGUCUUCUUUUAUUCAUCAGGACUGUAGAUCAUGGCGGGUAUCCCUCCGCUGCGCUGGUCUUGAGAUGGGCGCGAUGAGAAGCGGGAGGAGUCUGCCGAGUCACAAUGACGAACACACGAAAAAAUGCCCCCUUUGCUGCUAUCAGGGUGCUUUGCUAGGGUAAGUUUUGAAGUACUUGGCGCACGUAAUUGCUUGAGCUGCGCGCAGUGCCGAAUGGGCCAUGAGCGCAAGUGGGAAACGCUGCCCCACGAAUGAGGAAUUUCGCCCGUCUCGGAUUUGUUAGGUGACCUUUCGGAGGCGGUAGUUUCCAUCGUGGUCCGAUCGGAUUCGUGUUUUUAGAGAGGUCUCCGCCUCCUCCUCACCUUCCGCCUCCUCCCUUGGCUUUCCUUGUAUACAGACAUC